This is a messenger RNA of Sipha flava (yellow sugarcane aphid), 432 nucleotides long. RefSeq lists its product as uncharacterized. NCBI's taxonomy places the organism in Eukaryota, Metazoa, Arthropoda, Insecta, Hemiptera, Aphididae. The record is from RefSeq and is a predicted model, not a curated record. The transcript is spliced from 2 exons. Bases 1 to 432 code for a protein of 143 amino acids.
AUGACAAAACAAAUAUUGGAAAUAAAUGAAGAAGAAAUCAAUGCUGAUGAACAAGAAAAAGAGUCUCAAAAAAAAAUUGUUUUACAAUUUGAUGACGUUCAACAUUUUGUAUGUAAAGAUCUUCCAUUUGAAUUAAUAUUAAAUAAAUCGAUACAGUUCUUUCAAGGAUUUUGUAUCUCUCCGGACUUUUUACAGAAGGAUCCAAGUUUAUGGAAAACAACCACCGAGUAUAAAGAAGCAAAGAAUAUUAUAAGUACAUUAAAAGUUGUCAAUGAUAGUGCAGAAAGAAGUGUGAAAUUAAUGGAGGAGUUUAACGACAAAUUUACGAAACAAGAGGAACAAAAACAAUAUAUGUUACAGAUUGUUCAAGAUUAUAGGAAGCAAUACCCGGAAUUUAGUCAUGAAGUUUUAAAACAAACUUAUAAUAAAUAA